This is a messenger RNA of Vicia villosa (hairy vetch), 2343 nucleotides long. RefSeq lists its product as uncharacterized. Gene Ontology annotation, molecular function: RNA-DNA hybrid ribonuclease activity; nucleic acid binding. The record is from RefSeq and is a predicted model, not a curated record. The transcript has 2 exons. NCBI's taxonomy places the organism in Eukaryota, Viridiplantae, Streptophyta, Magnoliopsida, Fabales, Fabaceae. The coding region runs from base 1 to 2343 and encodes 780 amino acids.
AUGUGGUGGAAAGCCAUAGGAUUAUUGAGUUUUGACAAUUUGUGGAAUGGUGGUGAUGGUGAGUUUGGGAGAAGAAUUAAGAAGUUGGAAGAUGUAGUGGUUGACGGGGUGAAGAAAAGAAGUUACCAAAUUCUCCUCAAUGGCAAUCCUAGUAGAAGGUUCUGUCCGCAAAGGGGUCUCCGUCAAGGAGACCCGCUGUCACCUUAUCUUUUUAUUUUGUGUGCAGAUAUUCUUUCAGGUUUGUUCAGGAAGGCUGCGUUAUCAAAAGAUAUUCAUGGGAUCAAAGUCGCAAGGAAUGCUCCUACUAUUUCUCACCUCUUUUUCGCGGAUGAUAGUCUGUUAUUUUCUAGGGCAAAUGAAGCUGAAGCAAUCAGAGUUCUUAGUAUUCUGCAAAAGUAUCAGAGAGCUUCGGGCCAGCUGGUAAAUGUUGAGAAGUCGGAGGUUUCUUUUAGCGGUAAUAUGGGAAAUGUCGCGAAGGAAGCUAUCACUAGUUUUCUGGGAUUCAAAUCUGUUUCCAGUCAUAUAAAGUAUUUGGGGCUGCCUAUCGUGUUUGGUAGGUCAAAGAAAGCAGUUUUUUCAUUGGUCGUGGACAGAGUCUGGAAAAAAUUAAAGGGAUGGAAAGAGGGAUUCUUAUCCAAGGCGGGCAAAGAGGUUCUCAUAAAGGCGGUAGCUCAAGCAAUUCCAACAUAUAUAAUGAGUUGCUACAAACUUCCCGAUUGUGUUUGCGCGGAGAUUGAAUCUAUGUUGGCCAGUUUUUGGUGGGGAGCGAAAAACGGGGAGAAGAAAAUCCAUUGGAUGAGGUGGGAAAAAUUGGCCAUAGCAAAAGGUGAUGGAGGUAUGGGAUUCAGAGGCAUACGCGAUUUUAAUGUCAGUUUGCUUGGCAAACAAUUCUGGAGACUCCUUAAAGGAGAUGGCACUCUAAUGGAGAGAUUCUUCAAGGGGCGUUAUUAUCCUAACUGUAAUGUGGCUGAAGCGGGAUUGGGAUUUAGUCCAAGUUAUGCGUGGCGGAGUAUCCUUAGUGCUAAGGAUUUUGUGAUGAAAGGAUCUAGAUGGAGAAUUGGGGAUGGUGAGAAAGUUCGUAUAUGGGAAGACAAUUGGAUACCGUCGCUGGCUGGUUUCAAACCUAUAAUUCGUCCUCUUGCCUCGUCUAGUGUUUCUUUGGUUAGCUCUCUGAUCGACAAAGAGGUGGGUUGUUGGGAUUUGGAUAAAGUUAAGGAGGUGAUUGGAGAUGUCGAGGCAGCCCAUGUUAUUGGAAUCCCUCUAUCGGCUGAAUUGGGUGAGGAUACGCUGAUUUGGAAUGCUGAGAAAGAUGGGGAAUUCUCUGUAAAAACAGCCUACCAUCAACUCUGCUCCUCUAGGCGCAAAAAUUCGCCCAGUGCCUCUGUCAGUGUGUUGGACUCGUUGUGGAAACCGCUGUGGAAGACUUCUGUCCCUAAUAAGAUCAAGGAAUUUUUAUGGAGGCUUGUGAAAGAUAUCCUUCCUACCCGGAGCAAUAUUUGCAAGAAAGGUAUUAAUAUUGAUUCUUCCUGUCCUUUGUGUGGUUGCAGCCCUGAAAACUCUUCCCAUCUUUUUAUUCAUUGUGAUUUUGUCAAGCGAAUGUUUUUUGCUGGCCCAUUGGGGGUGAGAGUACCGGAGAUUGGGGAUGUUGGAGAUUGGUUGUUGCAGGUUUUCAGAAGGAAGGAUCCAAAUUUGGAGCAGGUUAUUUGCUUUGGUUUAUGGAAAGUCUGGCAGGCAAGAAAUGCUCUUGUUUUCAGGAACUCUGUGCCAAAUCCAUCUUUGAUAGCUCAGGAGGUGAAUUCAGAGGUUUUGGAGUUUAAUGCUUGUGUGAGAUUGGAUGCUACCGUGUUGCGGCCCCUGCAGGUUGAAAGCUCUUUUGGCAAUUCUUGGAUUAUACAGACCGACGCGGGCUGCUUUGAAGAAGGUUUUGUGGUCCUUGGAUGUGUGAUUAGAGACCCUCUUGGUGAGGUGGUGAUGGUUGCGACCAAUAGACUCCCAUGCGUCGCUCCACCGAAUGUGGCAGAAGGUUUUGGCAUUAGAUGGGCCCUGAAUUUAGCUAAGGAUGCGGGAUUGGAAAACAUAAUGCUCCUUUCUGAUGCCCUUGAGGUUGUAGAUUGUAUCAAUGGGGUAUGUUGUGUAGCUAUCUUGGAACCCAUAGUUGUUGACUGCCAAACUCUUUUUAAAUGUUUUCAUUCUGUUUCUGUUAUGUUUGUGGGUAGAAACAAUGUAGCUGAUGCCCAUAAACUAGUUGGUUUAGGUCGCCAGAUUGGUUCCCAGUCUUGGCUUGGUUUUAUCCCUCAUGAUGAGGAGUGUUCUGUAUCUUUGGCUCAUUUGGCCGUUUCUUAA